Messenger RNA from Cyprinodon variegatus (sheepshead minnow), 904 nucleotides. RefSeq lists its product as uncharacterized. Gene Ontology annotation, cellular component: membrane. The record is from RefSeq and is a predicted model, not a curated record. Bases 93 to 767 code for a protein of 224 amino acids. The transcript is spliced from 6 exons. NCBI's taxonomy places the organism in Eukaryota, Metazoa, Chordata, Actinopteri, Cyprinodontiformes, Cyprinodontidae.
UUGUUUCUUAUUAUUGUGUUCCUUUUGACUGUUCUGUACCGUUUUGUGAAAGAUUAGUGUCAGAUUUCACUCUCUAACUACAAGUCUGUCCCAUGCCUUUUAUACUACUUCCUUGCUGUCAAAGACGUUACUGGCACAACAAGCUCCUGUUCUCUUCCUCCCACAGCCUCAGACUGCUGUGUAACAGCUUUGCAAUGGAGGAAACUGUGCCAGGAGUUGUACAGACCAGCGAGAAUCAGAAUGCGAUGAUGAAACACAGCAAACCUCUGCACCGCUUUACCCAAAAUCAGCCCAGAAGUUUUGGGAUUGUGGUGCUGAUGUUUGGGUGUGCUGAGGUUGUGAUGGGAUUUGUGAUGGCUGGUGCUGAUCUACAAACCUCAUUCAGCUUAUAUAUUCCUUUCUGGCAAGGAACAAUGUUUCUUGUAUGUGGAGUCCUGUCAAUCUACACUGAAUUACAUCCAUCCAAGAAGACGGUGACCAUAUGCCUGGCCAUGAGUGUGGUCUCUAUGUUGGGAAUUGUGCUCUCCUUUGGAUACAGGAUAUAUUUCCUCAUUGAUAGCACAUACCCUUACAGUUAUUAUAAUAAAGGACCUUAUCUUGAGGCACAGCUUUCUAUUGUGGUAGGCAUGUUGUUUGGAUCCUCUCUGUUUGUAUUUGGAGUUCUCGUCUUCUUCGCAGUCAUUGCACGUGCUGCUUUAAAAUCUACGCAUGAUCAGGUUAUUAUUCAGCACAUCGCAAUGCAGCCACAGAGUGAACUGUCUACCUAGGACCAACUUCCCCAAGCACUGUUUUACCCUCACAAAUCAGCACUGUGUUUUUUUAUCAGUUAAAUCCUAUAUUUUAAUGUGUCUGAGUGUGUUUGCGUGUUGUAUUAGUGUUCACUGGUUCUUUUAUACUUUUCAUG